Molecule: messenger RNA, 798 nt
Organism: Armigeres subalbatus
Lineage: Eukaryota; Metazoa; Arthropoda; Insecta; Diptera; Culicidae
Product: partitioning defective 6 homolog beta-like
Exons: 2
Coding region: 460-783 (107 amino acids)
Biological process (GO): centrosome cycle
Molecular function (GO): protein binding
Source: RefSeq, a predicted model, not a curated record
CAUCACAAGUUGAGUGCCUCCGUCGUCCGUGGCGAAACGUCUUUUUUUAGGUUUUAUCAGAAAAUUAUUUGGUAUUUUGUUAUUCGGAACUUUUUAGCUUUAAAAUAAUCAUUCCAUUGCGCGAGAAACUGUGCCCGAUAAGACAGUAGUGAUUGCCUAAUGUUCUACUCCCAGAAAAUACGAAAAUCGCGUCUUGUGAUCAAACCAUGCUAAAUCGCAGUAUUGAAUAAGAGGAAAUUUUCGAUGCAGUUUCUUUUGGCUGUCGUUCCGCUUCUUUCAUAUAACUUUUCUAUUGGAUCGCGGAUUAUUUAUCAGCCAGACAGGAAGAGUGGUACGAUAUUCGCGUAGUAGGAAAAGAAAACUGAAACAAUUAAGUGAAAAGUGCAGUGAUAUUGAUUAGAUUUUUAUCUUCGAUCCAACUUUGACCGCGGUAAAGCCCCGUCGGAUGUAUUGAUCACAAUGUCAAAAAAUAAAAUAGCGAGUUCCAAACUCGAAAGUGAUCACAUUGAGAUAAAGUCCAAGUUUGAUGCCGAAUUCCGACGGUGGUCCCUGAAACGGUCUGAGCAGCACAAUUUCGAAGCAUUCCAAUCGCUAAUUGAAAGAUUGCACAAACUGGAUCGCUCCCAACUACUGGUGUCCUACAUUGAUCCGCGAGAUAAUGACUUGCUGCCGAUUAACAAUGACGACAACUUCGGCCGAGCGCUGACCACUGCACGACCGCUGCUUCGCGUUAUUAUCCAGCGGAAAGGUAAGUGUGUUUGGGUUUUGCACUUCAUCUGGUAGAACAUCAAUUACUUU